AUGUUCCAAAUAUUCUCUGUCUCUGUUCUUACUAUCUCAGUAGUUUUGGAUUUUAUAGGACUCAUUGUGAAUCUGUUUAUUGCAGUGAUCAAUUACAAGACUUGGGUCCAAAGCCACGGAAUGUCCUCUUCGGAUAGGAUCCUGUUCAGCUUAGGCAUCACCAGAUUUCUCAUGAUGGGAAUGUCCCUGGUGAACAUCUGCUUCUUCAUCUCUCCAAAUGUUGAAAGAGAUCUCCAGGUCAUCUUUUUUGGUGGUUCUCAAAGUUUGCAAGACUUUACAGGGGAGAUUAUACCUUAUGAGAAGAUCUUCAUUCACCCAAACUUCACUGCCACUUCUCCUAAAAAUGACCUCAUGCUGAUAAAGUUGUCUCUACCUUUCAUCUUUGUCACUGAGUUUUUUCAGUUGCCUACUCUUGUGAAUAAUGAAGUUAAAGAUUGCUUGGUUCACACCUGGUUACAGGGUGAAGAUUAUUUUGGAAAUCAAGACUAUGGCCUGCACAGCAUUCAUAUACAAUUGAAUCCUCAUUUAGACUGCACAAAAUUACUGGGUAAAAAAUUCCUUGAAGACAUGUUCUGUAUGCGAAACAAAGUAGGAAGCCAACAGCCAUGCCAGAUUUCACAAAGAGCAACAACACAGGACUAA
This is a messenger RNA of Myotis brandtii (Brandt's bat), 642 nucleotides long. Its product is annotated as probable inactive serine protease 58. Gene Ontology annotation, cellular component: membrane. Gene Ontology annotation, biological process: G protein-coupled receptor signaling pathway; proteolysis; sensory perception of taste. The record is from RefSeq and is a predicted model, not a curated record. Bases 1 to 642 code for a protein of 213 amino acids. Gene Ontology annotation, molecular function: serine-type endopeptidase activity; G protein-coupled receptor activity. Lineage: Eukaryota; Metazoa; Chordata; Mammalia; Chiroptera; Vespertilionidae. The transcript has 4 exons.